UGUUUGGACGUGUCCGUGCGCCUUAGUACGAAACUUAAAUCUUCGUGAUUCGUUCGGAGUCGAAGUCACCCACGCCGAAGCAGCGUCUCUUUUGGCUUCUUGCUGCCGCCAAAAAAAUAAAUAAAAUAAAAACCAAAAUCGUUUUUAUUUGAAGCAGCCGCGCGACGCGCGCUUUUCGAACCCAUCGAGUCGUCGUCUAACAUGAGCAGCGGACUGCGCGCCAACGAAUAGAGAGAAGCGGAUACGAAACGAAACGAAACCCUCCGAAAAGGUGGCUUAAUUAGAGAGAUUAUACAUAGAUAGUUUGUAGUAACCCGAAUCGAGGAAAUGGGUUUCAUUGCCGAUCGCAAGCCGCGUGUCAACAAGACGUUGAUUUCGCUCAAGUUUGUCGUAUUCUUCGUGAUCAGCGGAUUGACAGCAUUGCAUGUGCUGCAUGCCACCAAGCCGCUGCUUCUGGGGCUGAACUUCUCCGAGUAUCGCACCAUCAGCAUCAUCGCACCCUUUGUGUCCAUUUUGGGUCCAUUGAUUGCUGGUCCCUGGGCCGAUCGUUUGGCUGCCCGGAAUCCCAAUACCUUUGGCCGCACUCUGCGAGUGCUGACUGCCAUCUUCCUGCUGAUACCCGCUCUGAUCUACGCCUUCCUGUUUGCCAUUCCCGAGGUCAGCCGGUCGGAUGCCCACCAGCCGCAGGUCAGCUUCGGCUGCGAUGCCAGCGGCGCCUUUCUGUUCCAGGAGCGGUGUGGCGCCAAUGCCAGCUGCAGCCAGUGGGACCAGAAGGAGGGCAGCAUCAACCUGACGCGCUGCACCUACAGCUGCCAGAACCCCAAGCACUACGAGAACAUGUACCAGGUGUGGCUGGCGGAGGUCCCCACCCUGGCCCCCUCCACGGAGCAGAGUUCAGAGUUCGAGUACGACGAUGACGCGACCAGUGCCGUCACCGAGAGCCUGCGCUCCAAACGGGAAGUGGUGGACUCUGUGGACCCCGAUCCCGCCGACAGUGCCGGCAUUGAGUUGGUCAGUGCCGAGGCGGCCCGUCGGUCGAUUCGACAGACGAAGACACCACCCAAGAAGGUCUACGUCCAGCCUCCGCAUCUCUGCAUCACGCAGCGCAAUUCUCUGGGCCAGAACGUGGUCAAUCGCUGCCAUGCGUACACCGAGGACACGACUAGUGUUGUGAUGCAGGCCGUAAUGGGCUCUGCGAUCAGUCAGGAGGAGAAGAACGACGACUACGAGGGAUGGUGUCAGUAUCCAUUGGAGGGCUUCCAGUGCCACAUACCCGAAGAGCAGGUGAACUACAUGAAGGACUUGAAGAACGGCACCAACUGCAAGCCCAUGGUUGAGUGCCUGGUGGUGAAUCCUUACCACGACGAGAGCGUACUCUCGAACAGUGAGUGUGUGAAUACCACUGGCAGUGUUCAGGAUACCCUGGUGGGUUACACCAUAAUCCGCCUGCUGGGCGACAUCUUCUGCAUGGCUGCCCUCACCCUGCUGAACACCGCCAUCGUGAUUGCGGUACGUGAGACCUCCGAGGGACGUGGGGAGGUCUGCCGCCAGUAUGUGUGGGGUGCCAUUGGGUAUGUGCUGCUCUUCUCGCCGCUGGAUCUGUUCUUCUUCCAGCAGGAGCCUAAUCAGGAUGCAGCUCUGGUUGCCCUGAUCAUAUUCAUCGUGUGCUUUGUCCUGGGCGCCGUUGUCCUGCUCUGUGCCUCGCAGAUGCCGCUGAGUCCGCCCGAGUGGUGGUGGCACACCAAGACCGGCAUGCUGGUGGUGCCCAUGUCUGCCAUUCGUCGCUAUAGCCCCGAGAUCGUGGUGCUCACCCUGGUGUCCAUUCUGUUUGGUACUUUCUGGAGCAGCAUCCACAGCUUCCUGCGCUGGACCUUCUCCGAUGUGGAUGCUGUGUGCUACUCCGGCCUGGUCCUCGUGCUGGUGCUCUUCUUCAAUGUGGACAAGUUCAUCGAGUACUGCGGACACUCGAACAUAUUCAUUGCUGGAUUGGCCAUCUACGUGAUCCGUUUCACGGCCCUGAGCGAUGCCCAGACCCAGUGGCUGACCGUUGUCAUGGAGGCCAUAGAACCGGCCGUCAUUGGCCUGAUUUGGAUCACGAUCAUUCUGUAUAUGCGUCAUGCCAUGCCCAGGAAACUGACCGCCACUGGACAGGCCAUCGCUGUGCUGGCAUUCUUCGGAUUGGGCAAGGGCUUUGGUGCUCUGAUUGGAUUGGCGCGCGAUGAGAAGAAUCCCAAGCUGGAGGCCUGGCAAUGCACCUACCAAUGGCUGGCCAUUGUCGCUUGCAUCGUGGCUCUGAUCUACUUUGUGAUCUACAACCUGAUACUCGCCCCGCGCUGCACCGCCAAGCCGCAGCACUCCGAGGAGCUCAUCUCGGGCUCAGCCUCCCAGAAUCUAGGCGCCACCUCUCCCGGGAAUGGGGCCAGCAAUGGCAAUGGAGCGGGCAAUGGGGCCGGCGCUGGUGCCUCCCUCAAUGGCAAUGGGAAUGGCAGCUAUUCUCCUCUGAGGGUCUACCACAACGAGAGGGGGAAGAAGGGACAGUUUAGGUACUAAAAGGGGAGACAUAGAGAUGGAUGGGUGACAUAUUCCUUGGCUUUGUUUGGGAUUACGAGCCCAUCCGCCUCGCAUCUCGCUGCGAAUUCGAAUGAUAUUCUUAGUUUAUAAAUGUGUACACCACGCCUACUCGUCCUUCUGCACACCCGUCUCCCCCCGGCCCGCUUGAGGGCAACACUGCUAAUAGUUUGUAAUGCAUAUUUUUGCUAAGUGUAUACACCCAGAGAAAAGAAGAACAACCCAGAAAACAUAAACGAAAAACCACACAAUGAAAGAAUGAACUUUUUUAUAAAUCGCAUGUAGAACUUUUUUUUUUAUUUGUUAUUUAAUGCCAACUAAGCGAGUUCAUAAUUUU
Molecule: messenger RNA, 2905 nt
Organism: Drosophila persimilis
Lineage: Eukaryota; Metazoa; Arthropoda; Insecta; Diptera; Drosophilidae
Exons: 6
Coding region: 328-2550 (740 amino acids)
Cellular component (GO): membrane
Source: RefSeq, a predicted model, not a curated record